Molecule: messenger RNA, 1548 nt
Organism: Erigeron canadensis
Lineage: Eukaryota; Viridiplantae; Streptophyta; Magnoliopsida; Asterales; Asteraceae
Product: cytochrome P450 CYP72A219-like
Exons: 4
Coding region: 1-1548 (515 amino acids)
Molecular function (GO): heme binding; monooxygenase activity; iron ion binding
Source: RefSeq, a predicted model, not a curated record
AUGGUGAUAACAAUGGGAAAAGUUGUAUUGGUUAUUCUUAUAGGUGUGAUAGUAAGAUGGGGGUGGCAAUUAUUAUUUUGGGCAUGGUUAAAGCCAAGGAAACUAGAGAAAUGGUUGAGAAAUGAAGGGUUUAAAGGUAAUCCUUACAAGUUGGUUAUGGGUGACUUGAAAGAGUUUGCAACAAUGAUGAAGGAAGCUAAAUCAAAGGCCAUGCCAAUUACCCAUGAUAUUGCUCCAUAUGCCCUUCCCUUUGAUUAUCAUAUCAUCAACAAAUAUGGAAAAAGGUCAUAUAUGUGGUUUGGGCCGACCCCAAGGGUUUACAUCAUGGAGCCCGAACUGAUAAAAGAAAUUUUAUCAAGGCACAAUGAAUUCCAAAAGCCACACCCUGACCCAUUACGAGAUAGCAUCAUCGGUGGACUUUUUGAAUCCGAGGGUCAAAAAUGGGUCAAACAUCGUCACAUUAUCAAGCCUGCUUUCUAUGUCGAAAACAUUAAGAGUAUGUUCAUGACAAUGAGUUUGAGUUGUAACGAAUUGAUCAAACAAUGGGAAACGAUCACAAGCGGAAAUGGACCCGUGGAAUUUGAUGUUUGGCCUUCUAUCGAUAACAUGGGUAGCGAUGUCAUUUCACGAACAUCAUUUGGUAGUUGUUAUGAGGAAGGGCAAAAAAUAUUCCGAAUUCAGAAGGAACAAAUCGAUCUAGCAUUUCAACAAAUGUCAAUGUUUUUUCUUCCCGGGGGAAGGUUUAUACCUACAAAAGCGAGCAAGAAGUUUAAAGAAAAUGACAAGGAGCUCCGAGCUAUGCUGCAUCUUAUAAUUAAUAAGAGAAAGAAAUCAAUUGAGAUGGGAGAAGAGAUCAAUGAUGACUUACUUGGGGUUUUGCUUAAAUCAAAUCUAAAACAAAUUGAAGAAGAUGGAGAUGGGAUGAGUAUGGAUGAUGUGGUUGAAGAAUGCAAGUUAUUUUAUGUGGCUGGAUCCGAAACAACAUCAAAUUUGAUUGUAUGGACUAUUAUUUGUUUAAGUACGCAUCAAGAAUGGCAAACCAAAGCGCGAGAAGAGGUUAUACAAGUUUUUGGUACCGGAGAGUUGCAUUUUGACGGUCUAAAGAACCUCAAGAUAGUGACAAUGAUACUAAAUGAGGUUCUUAGGUUAUAUCCACCCGGAGUCAUGGUUAUCCGAGGUACCACCAAGGAGACAAAGCUAGGAAACAUGAUGAUACCAUCCGGUGUGGAAAUAAUCAUACCUAUAUUGAAUAUCCAUCAUGAUCAUGAAACAUGGGGUGAAGAUGCAACCAUGUUUAGGCCGGAAAGGUUCUCAGGAGGGGUAGUGAACGCGACAAAGGAAGGUGGAUUGGGCUCUUUUUUGCCAUUUUCUGGUGGUCCACGGAUUUGCAUCGGGCAAAACUUUGCAAUGGUAGAAGCAAAAUUAGCAAUAGCAAAGAUCCUUCAACGAUUUUCGUUUGAGCUUUCUCCAUCUUACACACAUGCUCCUUUCCCUGUGUUCUCUCUACCACCCCAAUUUGGUGCUCACUUGACUUUACGUAAAAUAUAG